Microcebus murinus (gray mouse lemur) is the source of this 1173-nucleotide messenger RNA. NCBI's taxonomy places the organism in Eukaryota, Metazoa, Chordata, Mammalia, Primates, Cheirogaleidae. The record is from RefSeq and is a predicted model, not a curated record.
GCCCCGACGCCCGGCCGCCGGCCAAUGGGCUGUUGGGAAAGAUCGAGUGUCACUAUAACACGAGGGUGCGCGGCCGCGGGUGGUCAGCGUGCCCCGGUGCCGUCCACAGCGAGCUCCAGCCCUCCGCCGCCUCCGCCCGCAGAACCCACCCGGCCCCACCAUGUCUGACGAGGAAGUUGAGCAGGUUGAGGAGCCCUACGAGGAGGAAGAGGAGGCCCAGGAGGAAGAAGUCCAGGAGGAAGCCCCUGAAGUUCAUGAGCCAGAGGAAGUCCAAGAAGAAGAGAAGCCGAGACCCAAACUCCCGACUGCUCCUAAGAUCCCGGAAGGGGAGAAAGUAGACUUUGAUGACAUCCAGAAGAAACGCCAGAACAAGGACCUCAUGGAGCUCCAGGCUCUCAUCGACAGCCACUUCGAGGCGCGGAAGAAGGAGGAGGAGGAGCUGAUCGCUCUCAAGGAGAGAAUCGAGAAGCGCCGGGCGGAGAGAGCUGAGCAGCAGAGGAUCCGUGCGGAGAAGGAGCGGGAACGCCAGAACCGGCUGGCGGAGGAGAAGGCCCGGCGGGAGGAGGAGGACGCCAAGAGGAGAGCCGAGGACGACCUCAAGAAGAAGAAGGCCCUGUCCUCCAUGGGCGCCAACUACAGCAGCUACCUGGCCAAGGCCGACCAGAAGAGAGGCAAGAAGCAGACGGCCCGGGAGAUGAAGAAGAAGAUCCUGGCCGAGAGACGGAAGCCGCUCAACAUCGACCACCUGAGCGACGACAAGCUGAGGGACAAGGCCAAGGAGCUCUGGGACACCCUGUACAAGCUGGAGACCGACAAGUUCGAGUACGGGGAGAAGCUGAAGCGCCAGCGCUACGACAUCAUGAAUGUCCGGGCCAGGGUGCAGAUGCUGGCCAAGUUCAGCAAGAAGGCCGGAACCCCGGCCAAAGGCAAGGUCGGCGGGCGCUGGAAGUAAGGGCGCCGAAGAGGCCCCCCAAGGCAGAGACCCUGGGCCCUCACUCCCGCCCAGGCCCCCGCGCGGAGCUCCUCGACCCCCAGCCCCCGUGCCGAGGCCCCUGCUGUGGCUCCGUGACAAUCCUGGGGGCCAAGGGGCCGCCCCGGAGCACCCCCUGCACCUCUGUCCUCGCUGUCCCUGUCCCCCGGGGUCUGUGAAUAAAGCCGCAGGCUCCCCUCCGC